Molecule: messenger RNA, 4811 nt
Organism: Scatophagus argus
Lineage: Eukaryota; Metazoa; Chordata; Actinopteri; Scatophagidae
Product: ubiquitin-associated protein 2-like
Exons: 30
Coding region: 449-4030 (1193 amino acids)
Cellular component (GO): cytoplasm; nucleus
Molecular function (GO): protein binding
Source: RefSeq, a predicted model, not a curated record
UUAGUUUAAGGAAAACUGAUCGGCCGAUCCAAAUUAACCGUUCGUCCUGUUCGGUAGUUAGCUAGAUAACUAGCUGGCUAGCCAGCUUUUGAUCCAUCCUGUAGUGCUGCAUUGUAUGCGGACGGGCCGUUCACAUGCCGGGGCAGUUAGCCUGCUCCUGAUAUGUGUCGUAACCCAACAUUAAUGGGCCACGCGUUUUUCGACAACAGUUCUUCCCCCUCACACUCGCACUGCGUUUCUAGUAAUGUAAUAAUGUAUUGGGCGGCGACUGUUGUAAAAUGUUACGGUUCACGACGUUUCUUCGUUUCGUUUCAGUCUUUUAUCCGGUGGCUAACUUUAGCCAAACCUGCCACUGAUUUUAGCGUGAACUGACUAGUGUUAGCUUUUCCUUGGUUUACACAAAAGGAUUUUUCUAUUUUGUACAUACAUUGUUUUGUAUAUACUGUAUAUGAUGACAUCAGUGGUCAGCAAUCAAGUCCGGGGGACUCGGGACAAAACGCUGCCCACCACCACACAAACACCACAACCACAGAAACAGAUACAGGCCACAGCAGAACAGAUUCGUUUAGCCCAAAUGAUCUACGACAAAAAUGAUGCUGACUUUGAAGACAAGGUCAAACAGCUGAUUGAGGUAACUGGGAAGACUCAGGAUGAGUGCAUGGUAGCACUGCAUGACUGCAAUGAAGAUGUAAACAGAGCCAUCAAUUUCCUGCUGGAGAGCACCUCUGACACAAACUCCUGGGAGACUGUGGGGAAGAAGCGAAACCUUGGGAAAGAAGGAGGACCUGCAGAGAUAAAGGAGAGCAGGGAGAAGAAGGGAGGAGAGAGGGAGGCCAGUCGCGGACGCGGUGGGUCCACCAGGAGGGGCAGAGGCAUCAGCCGGGGGCGUGAAGGUCGGUUAGAAGAGAAUGGGUUUGAGGUGGCUCCUGGAGAGAGAGGGGGAGACCGUGGACGCAGGGGGCGAGGCAGAGGUGCAGGAGGUCGUGGUAGAGGAAGAGCAGCUGCUGGCAACAGGUUCUCCUCCCAGGGAAUGGGUACCUUCAAUCCUGCUGACUACAUGGCUAACUCCGGCACCCGGCAGGAGGCAUGGGAAGGGGACGGCAACGAACCUGCUGAGGGAACUGGAACAUGGGGAGGCCAUCUGGAAGACUGGACUUCAGAAGACUGGAAUGAGGAUUUGUCUGAGACCAAAGUAUUCACUGCCUCUUCUGCUCCGGCAAACCACAUCACACGUGGACAUAAUGCGGACUUGGCUGGCCUACUGCCUAAGGCUGUAGGGGCUUCCGUGGACGCUGACUUGGGGACGAUAGUCGACGGCCCCUCGGCUGAGGAUUUGGGCCAAAGCCUGGUUUUUACCAAUUCCCACCACAAUGGACGCACUGCGACACACAGCUACGCACACGCCACAGCCAACAGCUAUGCCCAUGCUGCCUCUGGUGGUACCACCUACGCUCAUGCUGCACUGUCUUCAGUUCUGGGCUCUGGUGUUGGGUCCCUGAAUGCACCCAAGUCAACACUUGCCCCUGACCUAAGGACAUCAGAGCAGCUCAACGGUCCUCGGCUUGGUCAGAGAGCCAAUCAGACGUUGGCCACCACCAGCAACAGUAGCCUUUCCAAAGAUGUGGGGACACCACCAAUACAGAACCCUGCUCCCCCCUCCUCUCCCUCUGUAGAAGCCAAGGCUCAAAGAGUUGACAAUGGCCCUGUUACUGCCCAGCACAUGGACAUGAAGCUUCAGCCAGAGCCAUCAGCUGUGCUCAGUCAGCUGACUCAGAGACAGCAGCAGUCCUCCAUCCUUCCCUCUACAGAGCCUCUGGGCCUGUCUCAGUUGCAUGCUCCGCAGGUCCCCACACCGCCAGGUCAUGAGUCCUCCAUCCCUCCUGUAAGAGAUGGAGCUUCUCCGGGAGUGAAGUUGCCAGGCAUGGAGCCUCCCAUCACAGAAGCCCCUCAGCGGCAGCUCAAGACACAGAAACGCAGAGUACCUCCUCCUUCAAAGAUCCCAUCCUCAGCAGUAGAAAUGCCCGGCUCAGCAGAUAUAUCUGGUCUGAAUGUUCAGUUUGGAGCUCUGGACUUUGGGUCAGAGGCUGGCAGUGGAGCGGUCGACAUGGCGCAGACGGAGUCGGCCAGGGAGCAAGCCCCGGCUCAGGCCCCAGCUUCAGCGCCCAUGCCUGUCCCUGCUGCUGUUCCCGCACAGCAGCAACAGAGCAGCCUGUUCUCUAAGCCAGGAUCUAUGAGUGAACACAUGAGCAGCUUACCCACCCUACCCUCAGCUGUAUCCGAUCCCAGCUUCCCCUCACCAUCCUUGGGCUUACCCAGUGCCACGCCCUCCCCCUCUCUGGGUCUUCCCAGUGCAGCCACUCCACCCUCUUCUACAACCUCCACAGCAGCCAGUCGUGUGGAGAGUAGUGGCCCGAGGUCCCUGCCACCUCAUCUGGGAUUCUCUCAAAGCAAAGAUGUCACCUCAGCUACUGCUCUCUCGAAUGGCUACAGUGGGAUGAAAAUGCAGAGCACACAGGACAGUACACCAUCAACGACUAGAACAGUGAAAACGGAAUCUCCUGUUAUGACGAGUGACAGCGGCCCCGGCCACCACAUCCCGCCCCCUGCAGUUACACCUUCCCACUCAACUACCAUCCCUUCGCUCAGCAGUCACGUGACCAGUACUCACUCUUCUGGAUCAGCCCUCGCCACAAGCUCCUCCAUUAAUAUAAGUAAUGAGGAGAGCAGCAGUAGCGGCAACCUUCAUGCGUUUUCAUCAUCGUCGUUGUCGUCGUCCAGCCAAGCCGUCAAUCCCAGUCCCGCAGCUUCCUCGGCUGUCAGCAGCUCAACCACCAAUGGCCUGCACCCAUCUGGAGCACCAGGACUAACUCCUAAUGGCACAAACACCACGCUGUCAGCUGCAGGCAGCCGCACGGCACCGCUGCUCACCACCACCUCCGGUAAAGCUCCUCCCAACUUGGCCCAAGGAGUGCCGCCUCUCCUUGCCAACCAGUACAUAAUGGGCCCUGGCGGCUUGCUUCCUGCUUACCCGCAGAUCUAUGGGUACGAGGACUUGCAAAUGCUGCAGUCUCGACUUCCUAUGGACUAUUAUGGCGUAACAUUCCCUGGUAGCACAGCAACAAUGCCUGGAAGAGAUGGUCUGGCCAAUAAUCCAUAUACUGGUGAGGCAACAAAAUUUGGCAGGAAUGACUCCUCAUCUCCAGCUCCUCCAACCAGCCUGUCAACAGCCGGGGUGCAGUCGCAGCCCCAGCAGGCCCCACAGGCAGGAACACAGGGGCAGGGCCAGGGACAGAGCCAGGGUCAGCAAACACAGAACCAGGCCUUCCUGAACCCCCCUUUGCCCCCUGGCUAUGGAUACACUGGCCUGCCAUACUACGCUGGUGUCCCGGGGGUUCCCUCAGCCUUCCAGUACGGUCCCACCGUCUUUGUGCCUCCUGCUUCGGCCAAGCAACCUGCAAUGGGCCUGGCCAACCCUUCCAAUCAGUACCACCAACAGCAUCAGCCCAGUUAUGGACAACAUGCAUAUGGCACAGCCUUUGAUGACCUGUCUCAAGCCCACGGGGAGUACAGUAAGGGAGGGUACGGAGGCUCUGCCCAGUCACAGGCCAAGUCAGCAGGCAGCGGCCCAGGGAAAGAUGAUUCUACAGUCAAGAGUGUUCUGGAGAAAGCGCCAGGACUAUCAGGGUCAGGCACCAGUGGAGGAGUACCUGACAUGGGAGGUUCAAUCUAUAGUAAAACUCAGUCAUUUGACAAGCAGGGCUUCCACACAGGGACACCGCCUCCCUUCAGCCUGCCUUCAGCACUGGGGGGAACGGGGCCCCUGAACCCCGGGGGUGCUCCUGGAUACGCCCAUGCUCCCUUCCUGCAUAUCCUGCCACCACACCAACAGCCCCACUCCCAGCUGCUACACCAUCACCUCACACAGGACGGACAGGGUGGCCCUGGUCAGCGCAGUCAAUCCAACAGCAUGCAGCAGAAGACACAAGGCAGCAAGUCCAGCUAUGGCAGCUCCCCCUAUUGGGCAAACUGAGAAAUGCUUCCCACUCCCCCCUCUCCCAAAAGGCUGUGUGUGCGCGUGUGCACGUGUGUAAAGCUAAAACAGACAACAAAAAUAAGCAAACAAACAGAAAGACACACUACCCUCACAAUGAGCAACCAUGGACUUCUUCGCCCCACUCCCCCCACCUCCACAAGUCCUCAUAAGUCUUUUGGGUUCUCUCUUUCCCCCCUUUUCGAAAUUGGUUGUACAUGUAAGAUAUUUAUGUAUGUAUUUAUAUAAAUAUAUAUAUACUGUAUAUGUAAUAGUAGAACAUGAAAUGUGGUUGCUGCAUUUUAUUUUUGAAGGACUUUGUUUACUUUUUUCAAAACUGCAGAAAAAGAUGUUACAUUAAGACAGAAUGAGAUGAUGACUAUGGUGGUGAGAGAACGAGUGAAAAAGAGAAAUGAUCUAAAACUUCCUGUAAGAAACAAGAAAAAGGAAAAGGAGAGAGCUAUAGCACUGAUUGCAUAUGAGGACAUUUUCAGAUGGGGGUGGGGUUUAUAAUAACUAACUGCAUCUGCUGUCUUGUUUUUUUUUUUUUUUUUUUUUUUUUAUAUACAUAACUUUCUGAAUGACCAGACUCAUCCCCCUCAAACUUAAUUUUGUAGCUUCCUGUCUUUACCCUCCUGCCUCCAUAUCUCCCUUCUACUCGAGGGCUGCCUAUCCUUGUCAACACCUUCCCUUUAAAGACAGACCUGCCCAUCUAAAUUUUAUAUUUUAAUUUAAUUUUAACCCUGAUUUCCCUCAAAAUAAAAGUUCUGAGCAGUUGGAA